This is a messenger RNA of Chelonoidis abingdonii (Abingdon island giant tortoise), 1458 nucleotides long. The record is from RefSeq and is a predicted model, not a curated record. NCBI's taxonomy places the organism in Eukaryota, Metazoa, Chordata, Testudines, Testudinidae.
AUGGUAUGUGUAACAGCAUCCCAUCAGCCCAGUCCUCUAGUCUUUACACAGGCAAAAUUCCCACUGACUUCAUUGCUAGCUACCUCAUCCCUGAAUUCCCAGCUUCAGCAACUUCAGCAUCUUCAACAGCUCCAGCAUCAUCAACAACAGCAGCAGCAGCAGCAGCAACAAGGGCAACAACAGCAACCACAAACAGGCCAGCAGCAGCAACAAGCUCAGCAGACACAACAAGCCCAACAACCGCAGAUGCCACAACAGCAGCAGCAGACGCCACAACAGCAGAACCAAACGCAGCCCCAGAGCCAGACCCAACAACCGCCAGCCCAGCAGUCCUCAAACUCCCCUCAGAAACCCAACCAGUCACCAGGACAUGGCCUUCCAUCUCCACUCACUUCUCCAAAUCCACUUCAGCUGGUUAAUAAUCCACUGGCAAGUCAAGCAGCAGCGGCUGCAGCAGCAGCAGCCAUGGGCUCAAUAGCAAGCUCACAGGCCUUUGGCAAUGCACUCUCCAGUCUUCAGGGGGUCACAGGUCAACUAGUCACUAAUGCACAAGGACAGAUUAUUGGAACAAUUCCACUGAUGCCUAAUCCAGUCCCAUCAAAUCAGGCAGCAGGAGGAGCUCAGGGCCUUCAAGUGCAGCCAAUUACCCCACAGUUAUUGACCAAUGCCCAGGGUCAGAUCAUUGCUACAGUCAUUGGAAACCAGAUACUACCAGUGAUCAACACCCAGGGAAUAACACUAUCACCACUCAAACCAGGCCAACAGCUCCAUCAGCCCUCCCAGACGCAAGUGGGACAAGCAGCCUCACAAUCCAACCUUCUGCAUUUGGCUCACAGUCAAGCAUCUAUGUCUCAAAGCCCAGUGCGUCAGGCUUCCUCUUCUUCCUCCUCAUCCUCCUCCUCUUCAGCUUUGAGUGUUGGCCAGUUAGUCAGCAGUAAACACACCAUCCUGAGAAGCCACUUUUUCCUACCACAGGAAGCCCAAGAGAACACUAUAGCUAGCAGUCUGACAGCCAAACUGAACCCUGGCCUUUUGUAUCCUGCCAGGUUUGAAAAGCUGGACAUCACCCCUAAAAGUGCCCAGAAGAUAAAGCCGGUGCUUGAGCGGUGGAUGGCUGAGGCUGAGGCCCGCCAUCGAGCAGGUAUGCAGAACCUGACUGAGUUUAUCGGAAGUGAACCAUCCAAAAAGCGCAAGAGGCGUACCUCAUUCACGCCACAAGCUCUUGAGAUCUUGAAUGCCCACUUUGAGAAGAACACUCAUCCCUCUGGGCAGGAAAUGACAGAGAUUGCAGAGAAACUGAAUUAUGACCGGGAAGUAGUUAGAGUUUGGUUCUGCAAUAAGAGGCAAGCACUGAAGAACACAAUUAAACGUUUAAAACAGCAUGAGCCUGCGACAGCAGUCCCUAUGGAGCCCUUAACAGACUCUCUGGAAGAAAACUCCUAAAAAGAAGAAAAGAAA